Messenger RNA from Triticum dicoccoides, 1120 nucleotides. RefSeq names its product transcription factor MYC2-like. Gene Ontology annotation, molecular function: transcription cis-regulatory region binding; protein dimerization activity; DNA-binding transcription factor activity. The transcript has a single exon. Gene Ontology annotation, cellular component: nucleus. Bases 33 to 854 code for a protein of 273 amino acids. NCBI's taxonomy places the organism in Eukaryota, Viridiplantae, Streptophyta, Magnoliopsida, Poales, Poaceae. Gene Ontology annotation, biological process: regulation of DNA-templated transcription. The record is from RefSeq and is a predicted model, not a curated record.
UUAGCGGAGCAACACACACGUACGCGCCGGGCAUGGACGAGCUUCUCUCCCCGUACGCCCCUUUCUUCCCGUCAUCGCCGCCAUCCCAGUUCUCCACCGCCGAGGGGCACCACCACCAUGUCUUCGAGCUCGCCUCCUGCGAGGUCCCCGAGCAAUGGCUAGUCGGCGACACCGUCGUGCCGGCCAAGAGCGAGCACGGAGAUUAUGUGUGGCCUGCGGGGAGCUCCUCGCUGUCCCCGGACUUGCCGGGGGACAGCCUGCAGCCAUCGACGACGAAGCGGCGUGGGCGGAAGCCCGGGCCGCGGCCUGAUGGGCCCGCCGUCAGCCACGUGGAGGCCGAGAGGCAGCGCCGCGACAAGCUGAAUCGCCGGUUCUGCGACCUGCGUGCCGCCGUGCCCAACGUGUCCCGCAUGGACAAGGCCUCCCUCCUCGCCGACGCCGUCGCCUACAUCACCGACCUGCGGUCCCGCGUCGCGCGACUGGAGGUAGAGGGCCGGCAGGCGGCCGCCGCGAGGUGCGAGGCGUGGAACGCGUCUGCUUCUUCGUCCUGGGGUGGCCACGCCGGGGCCUCCCUGCACCACGUGGCCGCCGACGAUGUGGUGGAGGUGCGGAUGGUGGGGAAGGACGCGGCGGCAGUGCGCAUGAUGAGCCCGGGACAAGCCCCGCACGCGCCAGCGCGGCUGAUGAGUGCGCUCCGGUCGCUAGAGCUGCAGGUACAGCACGCGUGCGUGAACCGCGUGGAGGGCGUGACGGUGCAGGACGUCGUCGUCGACGUGCCCGCUGCCCUACAGGACGACGACGGCGACGGCGCCCUCCGGUCCGCGCUGCUCCAGAGGCUACGUUACACCGCCUAGUAGCGCUACCUAGAGCCUAGAGCAGCGCCGGCCUACGCUUUCGCACGUACGCACCCACCGUUGACCGUUCCGGAGUACUAUAACGGUACUCACUCCGUAAACUAAUAUAAGAGGGUUUAGAACACUACUUUAGUGAUAUAAACCCUCUUAUAUUAGUUUACUUAGGGAGUAUAUCUGUUGUCCUGCUAUUCUCCAUGGUCCAUGAAAUGGAAUAAAUCAUACGACGAAUGUAUUCAUAGUUCCAUGGUCAUCAUGGAAUAUCAUUG